AUGGCACCAAAGAAGGCAGCAAGACCCGCUCAGGAGAACAUCUCCCUCGGCCCCCAAGUCAGAGAUGGAGAGCUCGUUUUCGGCGUAGCCCGUAUCUUUGCCUCGUUCAACGACACUUUCGUCCACGUUACUGAUCUCAGUGGCCGCGAAACCAUCACUCGUGUUACCGGUGGAAUGAAGGUCAAGGCAGACCGUGACGAGUCCUCCCCAUACGCUGCUAUGUUGGCUGCUCAAGACGUCGCUACUCGCUGCAAGGAGUUGGGCAUCAACGCUCUUCACAUCAAGAUCCGCGCCACUGGAGGUAAUGGUACCAAGACCCCAGGCCCAGGUGCGCAGUCCGCUCUCCGAGCACUCGCUCGUUCCGGCAUGAAGAUUGGCAGAAUCGAGGAUGUUACCCCAACCCCAUCCGACUCCACUCGCCGCAAGGGUGGUCGCCGUGGUCGUCGUCUCUGA
Cadophora gregata is the source of this 453-nucleotide messenger RNA. It is a transcript of the gene RPS14, whose product is annotated as ribosomal protein S14, S11. The record is from RefSeq and is a predicted model, not a curated record. The transcript has 4 exons. Bases 1 to 453 code for a protein of 150 amino acids. Lineage: Eukaryota; Fungi; Ascomycota; Leotiomycetes; Helotiales; Ploettnerulaceae. Gene Ontology annotation, cellular component: ribosome; cytosolic small ribosomal subunit. Gene Ontology annotation, molecular function: small ribosomal subunit rRNA binding; mRNA 5'-UTR binding; structural constituent of ribosome. Gene Ontology annotation, biological process: ribosomal small subunit assembly; maturation of SSU-rRNA from tricistronic rRNA transcript (SSU-rRNA, 5.8S rRNA, LSU-rRNA); translation.